AUGUCUUUCGCGGCGAUUGCGAUGCCGAGUAUGAUUGUGGAAAGGACUUUCGCGACUUUUUUCGUGAGGUAAUUAAAAAAAAAUGAGCUUUCAAUUCAAAAAUGGAUAAUAAAGUCAAGAUAUUCAAUGAAAAAAAAACAUUUUCUGUGAAAAAUCUACUUCAGAAACUACGAAUUCGUCCCGAAGUCCUACGUUUCAACUGUAAUUAUCUUAAUUGACUUUUCUCUAACGACUUUUUUGACGUUGGCCAGCUGCUCCAGGCUAUUUUCCCUGAUAACUGUUAUAGCCAUCGGCUUCGUCAUCAACUUCCUGGGUGGAUUGGUAAGGUUUUGGUUUGGAGAAUUAAAAAUUCAGCGAAAAAACCGGGAUAGAAGCAGUUUUUGGGUUCUUGCAACGUUUAUAAGAUGGGCGGUUUGAAUAGCGAUAAAAAAACCCUCAAGGGGCCAUUUCGAUUUUUUCACACUAAAGUGAUUGAUUUAGAAAUUUAAUAUCGAUAAAAACCCUUAAGGGACCUCUUCGGUUUCUUUAUCCCUGAAGUGAUUGAUUUAGAAAUUUCUUAUUAAAAAACCCUCAAGGGAACACUUCCAUUUUUUUUUUCACUAAAGUGGUCAUAUUUGAAAAAUUAUGAAAUUCCCUAAAGUGAUCUCUUAACCUUCUCGCUUCAGAUUUUUGCCAGACAAACGUCAUUUUUCUCCUUCCCUAGUGGUCACUCUAGGGUCCCCUGUUUCAUGGUCACUUAAGUGAAAUUUUUUUCAAACUUCCUUUCAAAUUUUUAUCAUUCAAGCAGUACAGAAAGAUCCCUAAAAGGACCACUAUUUUCAAAAAGGCCAUUAUUUUUGAAAAGAAAUCGAAUUAAAAGUCUAACGUGGUCACUCUAUAACCCUAUAAUGACCACUUGGAAAACCUAAAACCCUAGAGGGAACACUAGGAUCUUUUUACAAGUUCAUUCAAAUUUUAACUUAAUCUCCGCUUAACUACGACACUGUGUGUCGAGAAACAAAAAUCAUAAAAAGGCUCAUUUUUCCUCGCCAAGUGCGCUCCAUCGACAAAAGCCAAGAUUUUCAGCUUUUCAUCUACAUUUACCUCCGAAACCAGUCACUUUAUAAAGUCAACGGACGGGUUACAUCGGUUUUCGACAAACUUGAAGACUACACCUUAUCUUUGAAAUUUCAACUGGCCGAAAAUUUGAGAGUUCUCGGGGUUGGUUAUGGAAAAAAAACCUGAAUGACUAUUUUUAGGCAAUAAAAUACGCAGUGAUCGCGGCUGGGGCCGUGAUUUUCGGGUCUUGUGUCGCGAUUUGGCUUUCCGUCAUUGGUUGUUUGGGUUGGGAGGCUUCAGUCGCCUCUCAUUUCUUGUUGGAAUUUUUUCUCUACUCGUACGUUUUUUUUUUUGAAUUUCUCCCGGACAUUACUGAGCAUUUCUAGUGGUCACUAUAGUGGUGUCAGCACAUUUUUAAUUCGAAUCACUCGGACCUCGGUGACGCAAAUCAGACACGUCGCGGAUGCUCCGGAGAACUUCUAGUGGUCACUUCAGAGUUCUGACGCCGCUAAAGUGAUCCCUAGAUUGCUCAGAGACGUCUGGGAAGUGUUCAGUGCGCUACCGAGUUCCAAGGCCUACUUGGGGUUCAAUAUUUUUAUGAACCCUGAAAAAGAACAACUUCGCGGACCUUUUUAAGAAUUACUAGUGACCACUUCAGUGGUUUCAGCUUCCAAGUCGAAUCACUCGGACCUCGGUGACGCAGACGCGUCGCGGAUGUUCCUGAGAAAUUCUAGUGGUCACUUAAGAGUCCUGACACCGCCAAAGGGAUCACUAGAGUGCUUUAAAAAGUCCGGAACGCGUCCAAUUUGUGUUACCGAGAGAACAACGUCGUGGAUGCUCCUGAGCAUUUUGAGGGACCACUUUAGCGGCAUCAGCCCACUUAAGUGAUCAAUGCUCAGAAACUUCGGGACGUGUCCGAUUUUCUUUACGGAGUGACCUCAGAGAUCUCUUCAAUUGAAAAAAAGGACUAUUUCCAAAAAACUACAGAUCCCACUAGAUGGAGAGAGAAAUUCGCUAAUCAUCCGAAAGUAAAUUUCUUUGCGUCUUUUUUCGAAAACAUCUCCUUUUAGAUCCGAAAAAUAUGAAUCCCUGACCGAAAAUUCCAUUUAUACAAAGCUUUUGAAGUACUUUCAGUUGAUUUUUCAGACUUGCUUCCUGAUUUUGUUCAAUUUUUUUUCCAGUCCAUUUUUUUAAUCCGUUUUUCUUCACAGUUUUGAGCCUCGUUUUGGAAUUUCUCUAUGUUUUGAAGGCUAAUUUUUGGAAAUUUUCGACAGGAAGCCCCUCAAUCCAACUUUUAAGAUGAAGAAGACUGAAAAUACAGUAAAAAAUGGACCUAAUUCUUGACAUUUUCACAGAAAAUCCGAGUUUUUUUAAAACUUCAAUUCCAACAACAGUCAAAAACUUCAAACUAACUAUGAUUCUAUGAACCCUUGCAGAGGCAGUCCAAUCAUAACGGUGCUGGUGUUCCGGGUCACCCCGAAAUGGCGUCUCGUCUAUUCCAACGUCUUCCGACGUCUUCUAUGUCUCGGGAGACGUUACAACAACGUCGGCGCCCGUCUCAGCGUCACUUCUUUCUCCGCCGCUCAGCAAACUAAAAUCUAUUUCGAAACUUUGGACAGAAUGUGGUAG
Molecule: messenger RNA, 2667 nt
Organism: Caenorhabditis auriculariae
Lineage: Eukaryota; Metazoa; Nematoda; Chromadorea; Rhabditida; Rhabditidae
Source: the annotation of a GenBank genome assembly